ACAUACGUGCGUUCUUGUGCUGACAUAACUAACGACGAGCUAGAGUCAUUACAUAUAUUUUACAAUGGCAAACCGCAUGGCCCUCCUCAUCACCCUCUUCGUCUUUGCUAUGGUCUCUGUGGGCUUGGCCACGGACGCACCACCGGCGACGGCGGCAGAGAGCCCCGGAACGCAGAACGUGAUCGGGGGCAUUUCUGGCAUUCCACUCGACGCAGCACCUGUUGGAGGACCCGUUCCAAACGAUGUUUUCCCCAACCUGGGCCCCGGCGUCGAUACUCAGAAAGGAGCUGCACCGGCCACCGCCGCGGGAUUGGUGGCCGCUUCAAUCCUCGUCUCCUCCUUCUCCUUCUCCUUCUCCUUCUUCUUCUUCUUCUCCUAAGUGAGUGAAUAGAUG
Molecule: messenger RNA, 394 nt
Organism: Andrographis paniculata
Lineage: Eukaryota; Viridiplantae; Streptophyta; Magnoliopsida; Lamiales; Acanthaceae
Exons: 1
Coding region: 65-379 (104 amino acids)
Source: RefSeq, a predicted model, not a curated record